AUGAAAGCUACCAUAUGGUCCUACGAAGUUCUAGUUAUAAUGGAUUUUUCAAAAAUACCUAAAGAACUCGCCCAUUUAAAUGUGUUCUUGAGAUGCGCUACAGAUCAUUAUACAAAAGACCCCACUAUCACUUACUACUGUCUGCUUCAAGCAUUUCAGAGAGGUUUAAGUACAAACCAAAAAUCACCAUCUAUCAAAGUAUUUCUAUCAUCUCUUAUGGAUAAAUUGGAAGAAUUAAAACAAAAUAACUCAGAUCGUGAAGAAGUUAUGAAUGAAACAAUAGGAAUACCAUAUGUUGAACAGUAUGCCCUCAGAUUGUUUAAAGCCGCGUAUGGAAAAGACAUGAAUGGCGAUUUUGGACCUUCUACUGUGAAAUUAUUUCUUACAGCAGCGACACUGUUAGAUGUUGUUUCAGGAGUUGGAGAAGUUGGUGAUGAUAUUGAAAAGGCUAGAAAGUAUGCUAAAUGGAAGGCUGUUUACAUAAGUAAAUGCUUAAAAUCUGGAGAAGUUCCAGUUAGUGGUCCUAUUCCCGAUACUGAUGCAGCUUGCACUCCCAGUAUUACGGGACUAGUAGGUGUAGACGAUUUAUUUAACGAAAAACCAAGUGUACCGAAUGAAAAUACACCCACAAUACCCGACCAUACAUCAGGACAACCGUUUACUCCUGAGUCGUUCUCAGUUAGCAAUCACAUUUCAUCAAAACAGUGGCUAGACGUGGAAAAGGAUAUUAAAUACGCUUUAAGUGCAUCCAACUACCAGGAUAGAGAAACGACAGUGAAGUAUCUGACACAGGCUUUAAAAUCACUUGGAGUUAAGUUAUAGAUUAACAAAUUAUGAUAAUCCAGAAUCCGCCUUCAUUGUAAUUAACAAUUAUUUUCCAUUAUGAAAAUGACUUGCACAAAUGUGCUUACGCUAAUUUAUGUGUGAAUCGAUUACAUUUCUGAUAUUUUUAUAUCUCCACUG
Molecule: messenger RNA, 963 nt
Organism: Trichobilharzia szidati
Lineage: Eukaryota; Metazoa; Platyhelminthes; Trematoda; Strigeidida; Schistosomatidae
Source: the annotation of a GenBank genome assembly